Triticum dicoccoides is the source of this 868-nucleotide messenger RNA. RefSeq lists its product as uncharacterized. The annotation marks the transcript as partial. The transcript has 4 exons. Lineage: Eukaryota; Viridiplantae; Streptophyta; Magnoliopsida; Poales; Poaceae. The record is from RefSeq and is a predicted model, not a curated record.
CGCCAAGAACAUGGAGAAGGACAAAACCAAUGUCCCAAGCUUUGUGAACCCCAACCAAUUCGGAGCUCCUGGAAAUGUUCUGCAAUGCGGUCAACUACCAGUUAUCGUAAAGAGGAUCAGGAAGAGACCAUUGAAGAUCAUUUCUCCAUUUAAAUUACAUCCUGUUAAGUCUACCAUUUCUCUCAACCACGCCCGAAAACUCCGUGACAUAGUAAUCAACGACCUUGAUCUCAAAAAGACUGGACUUCUUGCUUACGAACCUUCUAAGUUAUAUCUUACUGGCAUGGAUCUCGCAAAAAGCUUCGGCGAUGGGGCAUCAAUGCUACCCAGCUUGAUGGAAUACUACAUAGACAUUCUGCGUCACGAUGAGAUUAAAUUAAGGCCCACGUCGGCUGGGUACAGGAUGUUCCUUCGUUGGUCACUAUCGUUCCACCUUAAUGUCGAUGCUCGGCACGAGACGCAAUCCUUCAAUCCUACUUUCAUUGAGGCACUAUUAAAGGAAGACCUCGUGGAUAAAGACCCUCAAGAUGUUCGCAUGAUAUUAUGGGUAUCCCAUCAGGGCAGUCAUUUCUCAGUUUAUUGUGUGAAUCGUGUUCACAGACGGAUUGACGUCCUCGAUUCAGUUGACUGGAGCACACAACAGACUACAUUUGAGGAUUUUCAUAAGCCGUGGGGUCCUAUUGCUGUCGCCAGACUCAAUGAUGCUUUUUUAAAAGUUACUGAGGGGAAGUUCGACAACUUCUGCAAGUGGCCUAUUGCUAGAUUUCCAACCCCCAAACAACUUGCCAACGACUGUCCUUUCUUCUGUUUCAAAUUCCUGAAAUUUUAUGAUGGCGAGGAGAAUCAAUUACGAAUCAAAAUCGACCCA